Colletotrichum tamarilloi is the source of this 750-nucleotide messenger RNA. RefSeq lists its product as uncharacterized. The record is from RefSeq and is a predicted model, not a curated record. The transcript has 2 exons. Lineage: Eukaryota; Fungi; Ascomycota; Sordariomycetes; Glomerellales; Glomerellaceae. Bases 1 to 750 code for a protein of 249 amino acids.
AUGGGGAAUUUACCCACAUUUACCCCAAAACUGCACCACUCAUUCCCAAGGACCCAGGUGCCUGUUCCUGCCUAUCCCAAGCGGGGGGAAGUGGGGCUCUCUUCCGCGUAUCGGUACGUACCGCACAGAUAUCCGUAUCUCUUCUGGGAAUCGGCAACCACCAAGCUUUUCGAGUCAAACACGCCGGCCUUCCAAGAGUCCAACCAUGGCAAAGCCAACACGCGGGUCCCAUUCAUAGGGCCUAGCCCAAGCUGGAAAACGGAUGGACUGUUUGUCUUCAUUCACCAGCUUAAUUUACCGGCUUAUGCCGUGCCUCCGCGACUCUGGCUGCCUACUUCACCUUUCUUUGAGCUCUUCGUUGUCGUUGGCCAGCCUCGAUCCUCGGUGCCGCGGCGGAUCAUAACCUCGAUCAUCCUGUUAUCAUAUUCCAGCGGUGAAGAAGCUUGGUAUGGAAUCCGGACAAGAGGGUUGCCUCCGAGGCUGGUUGCCACUGACGGCAUCGAAUCAUGUUACCUUUGCCUCCAACAGAUCCGAGGUCUUGGUGCCGGCGGUCCAUUGCCUCUGAAGGGGGUCAAAUUGUGUUUCAUCGAUCGCAGCGCUCCCAGACUGCUACCUUGGACGGACUUGAAGGCGUUUUCCCGGCUGACCAUGGCCUCGGGAGUGGCUCUUCCUCCUAAAUGCCCAGAGGUUCCUCGGCCAGGUCUCUCGUCUUGGCUUCUCGUGGGCAGGUACUAUACGGUCGAACUCUAA